This is a messenger RNA of Fusarium mangiferae, 1914 nucleotides long. RefSeq lists its product as uncharacterized. Gene Ontology annotation, biological process: regulation of DNA-templated transcription. The record is from RefSeq and is a predicted model, not a curated record. Lineage: Eukaryota; Fungi; Ascomycota; Sordariomycetes; Hypocreales; Nectriaceae. Bases 1 to 1914 code for a protein of 637 amino acids. The transcript has 2 exons. Gene Ontology annotation, molecular function: DNA-binding transcription factor activity, RNA polymerase II-specific; zinc ion binding.
AUGGCCUCAAUGUUGCCUCUCAACACCGCUAUCGUUCCUUCUGGAGCGUCCUCAAAUGGCGGCAGUGUGUCACCUCAACAGACAUCAACGCCUAAGAACGUCGCAUUUGAGCUAUUGUUUCUCGAAUCCCCCCAUUGCCGCGCGCGCUUGCCAAUGCGAGUGCAAAUAUACCCUCACGACACAACGGACUCUAUUGUCACUACCGUGAAGAACUUUUAUGGUUUGUACUCGGGUCCGACCGGGUCAAAGGGAGUCAGUUUCGAAGAUGAUCUUGGGAACACUCUUAUUGCCCGGUAUGAGAACUUUCGAAACAAUAUGGUAGUAUACGUCAGGGUUAUAGAGGAACCUCCGGCGAAUGCAACUGCGUAUUCUCCCCAUCCUUACCAUAACUCAUCCGCUGCCACCCACCCUUACUACAGCGACAAUGGCUAUACUGCCACUCAGGCUCAGCGCUUUCCCCAGGAGUUGUCCAGGCCCAGCUCUCGGACAUCACGGAGACGAAGCCCGUCCCCCAACACUGCUCGUGGCCGAAGAAGUGCUUCUGCCAGCACAAAUGGGAAGAAGGGUCGUUCUCGCUCCUCCAAGACCCGAGCUUCUGCCUCUCGGAGUCAUACCGAACUCUACAGCGAUAGUAUAAACGGCUAUAGCAGCAAUGAUGAGCAUGACUCGACAUCUGGAAAGAACAAGGACCAACUACCUACUACUGAUAUCAGUGUUGAGAACAUUGUUGAAGGUGGCCGUCGUAAGAGGGCCAAGUUCGAAAGCUCGGAACUUCCAUUGUUCGCACCGCCCCAGAUGCCGGCGGCGACAUCGAAUCCUUCAGUAUCUCCUGCUCGCCGAGCUGAGCCUCAUCGCCCCGCAAUGCCAUUCGUGCAGCCUCAUCAAAAUCCCUUCAUAAACCCUCGUCCUAUGCAGUCGCCCCAAGGUUAUUCACAUGGCAUCACGCAUCCCAAUCUCUACUCAACCCCGGGACCCGAUCGCCGCAACCGAAACAGUGGCGGAUAUACCAGUAGCGCCAUGGGAAUCCUUCCUACUCCCGACCCAACUAUUGGCAGUUGUGUAUCUGAAGAGGACAAGGACGUUGCUAUCCAGCUGAUGCGACUUGGCGACAUGUCCAACAUCUCCCACGGCCGAACCUCUGCUUCUACCCUCGAUGAUACAUUUAGCGGCAGAGCCGAUGCUGCUUCCUCUACUGGCGCUACUAGUGAUGACGAAAGCGAGAGUGAGACCGAAUUGCCUCCUGCCCGACGCCAGAAGCUAGAUAUUUCCAGCACUGUCGGCAAUGUCUAUCAGACUACCGAGUCACACUUCAUGCCACCCCCUGAAAGCGCCGAAGUUAGUGGAGACGAUGCCGACUAUGAGGAUGGUGCUGACGAGUCUCUGCUCUCUAAUGGCAAGAGCAAGCCUGGCAAGACUCAGAAAGCCUCUGCUAAACCUAAGGCAUCUGCCUCUGUUUCUAAAGCACCAUCGGCCAAGGCCUCCAAGACCGCCCGUCCCUCUAAUGGCGUCAAGGGAAAGAAGCUCCCCCCUGUCCCAAGUGGCCCAAUGUCCCCAGCUUCUAUGCCCCCUUCGCGAAAGCAAUCCGUUGCGUCUACCGGACAGACUCCACUUGCGCCUGGCGAGGAUGACCAGCCUGAUCUUUCCACCAAACCUCGCUGCCAACGCUGCAGAAAGAGCAAGAAAGGCUGUGAUCGCCAAAGGCCUUGCGGACGCUGUCGUGAUGCUGGCCUGUCGGCAGACCAGUGCAUUAGUGAGGAUGAGGGCAACGGCCGAAAGGGUCGAUACGGUCGUCACAUGGGAGUGCCCAUCAAGAAGGAUGAGGUCACCGCCGUUGCCCAGCCUGCGCUAUUACCCGCUGCGCCCAUCGCGGCUGCUGCCAUGACAAUAGAUAAGUCCAAGAAGCGCAAGCGAUAA